Delphinapterus leucas (beluga whale) is the source of this 4474-nucleotide messenger RNA. NCBI's taxonomy places the organism in Eukaryota, Metazoa, Chordata, Mammalia, Artiodactyla, Monodontidae. The record is from RefSeq and is a predicted model, not a curated record.
CUGCUCCGGUAGGACCUCGGAGAGCGCCGGACGCUGCUACCAGAGGGACUGGAGAAGCGGCCGGAGCCGGGCCGGACCGACGCCUGCGAGCCCGCAUCCCUCCGCACCCACAGCUUUCCGGGCUGGCAGGCGGAUAGUAGCGGCUGAGGAAGUUUUUAAAAUGAAGAAGUUUAAUUUCCGAAAAGUUUUGGAUGGCUUAACUGCCUCCUCCCCUGGCAGUAGUAGCAGCAGUGGCAGUAACAGUGGUGGCGGGGCUGGAAGUGGUUCCAUGCAUCCAGGAGGGACUGCAGGGGUUCUCAGAGAGGAGAUUCAGGAAACCUUGACUUCAGACUAUUUCCAGAUUUGUAAGACAGUUCGGCAUGGUUUUCCUUAUCAGCCCACAGCAUUAGCCUUUGAUCCAGUUCAGAAAAUCUUGGCUAUUGGGACGAGAGCUGGUGCUAUACGAAUACUUGGGAGACCUGGCGUUGAUUGUUAUUGUCAACAUGAAAGUGGUGCAGCUGUUCUGCAGCUCCAAUUCUUGAUCAAUGAGGGUGCUUUGGUCAGUGCAGGUUCAGAUGAUACACUUCAUUUGUGGAACCUUAGACAAAAAAGGCCAGCUGUUCUUCAUUCUCUUAAAUUUAACAGAGAACGAAUUACUUACUGUCAUCUACCUUUCCAGAGUAAAUGGCUCUAUGUUGGAACAGAAAGAGGAAAUACACAUAUUGUAAAUAUUGAAUCUUUCAUUCUUUCUGGAUAUGUUAUCAUGUGGAACAAGGCAAUUGAACUAUCCACAAAGACUCAUCCAGGUCCAGUUGUACAUUUAAGUGAUAGCCCAAGAGAUGAAGGGAAACUGCUAAUAGGUUAUGAAAAUGGUACUGUAGUAUUCUGGGACUUGAAAUCUAAAAGAGCAGAACUGAGAGUUUAUUAUGAUGAGGCUAUUCAUUCAAUUGAUUGGCAUCAUGAGGGCAAACAAUUCAUGUGCAGCCAUUCAGAUGGUAGCUUGACUUUAUGGAACCUGAAAAGCCCAAGUCGUCCUUUCCAGACCACAAUUCCACAUGGAAAAACUCAAAGAGAAGGAAGAAAAUCUGAAUCUUGCAAACCAAUUCUUAAAGUAGAAUACAAAACCUGUAGAAACAGUGAACCAUUCAUAAUAUUUUCUGGUGGACUGUCCUAUGACAAAGCUUGCAGAAGACCAAGUUUAACCAUCAUGCAUGGAAAAGCAAUUACAGUGCUUGAAAUGGAUCAUCCUAUUGUUGAAUUUCUAACUUUAUGUGAAACACCCUAUCCAAAUGAAUUUCAAGAACCCUAUGCCGUUGCUGUACUUCUGGAGAAAGAUCUCAUUGUAGUUGAUCUGACACAAAGCAACUUUCCUAUCUUUGAAAAUCCAUAUCCCAUGGACAUUCAUGAAUCACCAGUUACGUGCACAGCAUACUUUGCUGAUUGCCCACCAGAUUUGAUUCUAGUGCUCUACUCUAUAGGAGUCAAGCAUAAAAAACAAGGAUACAGUAAUAAGGAGUGGCCAAUCAGUGGAGGAGCUUGGAACCUUGGCACACAGACAUAUCCGGAAAUUAUUAUUACUGGUCAUGCAGAUGGAUCGAUAAAGUUUUGGGAUGCUUCUGCAAUAACACUGCAGAUGCUGUACAAGCUAAAAACUUCAAAAGUGUUUGAAAAACAGAAGGUAGGAGAAGGAAAACAAACAUGUGAAAUUGUAGAGGAAGAUCCAUAUGCCAUUCAGAUGAUCCACUGGUGUCCAGAGAGCAGAAUAUUCUGUGUAUCAGGAGUCUCUGCAUAUGUCAUAAUUUAUAAAUUCAGCAGACAUGAAAUUACAACAGAAAUAGUGUCAUUAGAGGUACGACUUCAGUGUGAUAUUGAAGAUAUUAUUACCCCGGAACCAGAAACAAGUCCUCCAUUUCCUGAUCUCUCAUCCCAGCUUCCUUCUUCAAGGAGCCUUUCUGGGAGCACUAACACUGUGGCUAGUGAAGGAGUAACGAAGGAUAGUAUCCCAUGCCUCAAUGUUAAGACACGACCAGUGCGGAUGCCUCCAGGGUAUCAAGCAGAACUUGUUAUUCAGUUGGUCUGGGUGGAUGGUGAACCUCCACAACAGAUUACUAGCCUUGCUGUAAGCUCGGCAUAUGGAAUAGUUGCAUUUGGGAACUGCAAUGGGUUGGCUGUGGUGGAUUUUAUACAGAAGACAGUACUGUUAAGCAUGGGGACCAUUGACCUAUAUAGAUCAAGUGACCUAUACCAACGACAACCACGGUCUCCUCGAAAAAACAAGCAGUUCAUUGCAGACAACUUUUGCAUGCGUGGCCUGUCUAACUUUUAUCCUGAUUUAACGAAACGGAUCCGUACUUCCUACCAGAGUUUAACUGAGCUGAAUGACAGUCCAGUUCCCCUGGAACUUGAGCGUUGCAAGUCUCCCACUUCAGAUCAUGUAAAUGGACACUGCACAAGUCCAACUUCUCAGAGUUGCAGUUCUGGAAAACGUCUUUCCAGUGCUGAUGUUUCAAAAGUAAAUCGCUGGGGUCCUGGAAGACCACCAUUUCGAAAAGCACAGUCAGCUGCUUGCAUGGAGAUUUCUUUGCCAGUUACAACAGAAGAAAGUCGAGAAAAUUCCUAUAAUCGCUCGAGAAGCUCUAGCAUCUCCAGUAUUGACAAAGAUUCUAAAGAAGCGAUUACAGCACUAUACUUCAUGGAGUCCUUUGUUCGGAAAAAUGACUGUACUAUCUCCCCUUGUUUGUUUGUUGGAACUAGUCUGGGAAUGGUGUUAAUCAUCUCCCUAAACCUACCUUCAGCAGAUGAACAAAGAUUUACAGAGCCAGUCAUGGUAUUGCCAAGUGGUACAUUCCUCUCAUUGAAAGGAGCUGUUCUAACAUUCUCCUGUAUGGACCGAACUGGCAGAUUAAUGCAACCACCAUAUGAAGUCUGGAGGGAUCCAAACAACAUAGAUGAAAAUGAGAAAUCUUGGAGAAGAAAGCUGGUCAUGAACUGCCCCUCUCCAUCCCAAGAAAUAGGAGAUCAUCAGUAUACAAUAAUCUGCUCAGAAAAACAAGCCAAAGUCUUCUCACUGCCUUCUCAGACUUGCCUCUAUGUUCAUAACAUCACCGAGACAUCUUUUAUACUGCAAGCAGAUGUGGUGGUCAUGUGUAACAGUGCCUGCUUGGCAUGCUUUUGUGCCAAUGGGCAUAUCAUGAUAAUGAGCCUACCUAGUCUUCGCCCAAUGUUGGAUGUUAAUUAUUUGCCACUGACAGACAUGAGGAUAGCACGGACGUUUUGUUUUACCAAUGAAGGACAGGCAUUAUACCUUGUCUCUCCUACUGAAAUUCAGCGGUUAACAUACAGCCAAGAGAUGUGUGAUAAUCUACAGGACAUGCUAGGAGAUUUGUUUACUCCCAUAGAGACACCAGAAGCUCAAAACAGAGGCUUUCUCAAAGGACUGUUUGGUGGAAGUGGACAAACAUUUGACCGAGAAGAGCUCUUUGGGGAAGCUUCAGCAGGAAAAGCAUCACGCAGCCUCGCACAGCACAUUCCUGGACCAGGUGGUAUAGAAGGGAUGAAAGGUGCUGCCGGAGGGGUGAUGGGAGAGCUGACUCGUGCACGGAUCGCACUUGAUGAGAGAGGACAGAGGCUAGGAGAGCUGGAAGAAAAAACUGCAGGCAUGAUGACCAGUGCAGAAGCAUUUUCCAAACAUGCACAUGAGUUAAUGCUGAAAUAUAAGGAUAAGAAAUGGUACCAAUUCUAAUCUUCUAAAGAAGCUAUGACUGCUUUGAGAAACCAUUAUUCAGGGAAACCAAAUUUAUUCCCGGCAUCACUAUUCAACUGCUAGAAGACAGUUUCUUCCACAAAAUGUUCCAUUACAGUCCAUCUGAAGUUAUCAUAAGGGAGACUUAUCAGAGACACUGUACAACCCAAAGGCUGGAACCCUGGUUAAAACCCCAAGAUAUGGCUGAAUUUGCCUCUUCCCACGUGGAAUGGAGCUAUCAUCUUGGCAUGUCGUUUGCUAAGGAUUUACAUUUAGGAACUACGGGGAGUCCUGAUUUGAAAAAAUCCUGUACAAACAAAAACCAUUAAUGCACUUAAUGAAAAAAAUUUUUGCAUGAUAAAUUAACAUCUUAAGAGGAAAAGAAAAAAAAAAGCAUGUUGUGACAGAAGAAAAAAAGAUUUAUGGUAAACUAUUUUUAUAAAUUGGACCACACCUGACAAUUUAAAAAAAUCUGUGUUAGAAGAUAUCAGUGCAUUUCAAGUACAUUUGCAAUACCCAACUGAAAAAACAAACAAAACCAGACUUUUCUUUUCAUCUAUAACUUUCAUUAUACUAGGACAUUAUUGAAUUCUUAUGGCAAGAGUCUGAUUAACAUUCUUCUCUCUCCAUAAUAUUUUACAUUAUUCACAGUUCUUGGUCAUAAUCAAAUAUUGCCAGUACAGUAAAUUAUUCCUAACACAAUUAUAUCCAUUUCUAUCACCUUCAGAACAAGUUGCUAUUUUUUUUUUUUUU